ACAGAAACCUAAUUUUAUUUUCUCGUCAAUCCAUCUCCUCAAACUGAUUAUGAAUUAGUAAACGAGCCAAAUAGUAUUAACAUAGGUGCAUGCAUAUCUCAUUUUUAGCAUUUUUUCUGCUAAAUAUAUAUGUGCAUGCAUGCAUUCUGAUUACACGUCUUUAUUUUUCCCGAUUAUCCUAGUUAGGUAAACAAACGUGCAUAAUAGCAAUAGCAUCCCAUUGAAUCCCGGAUUCCUUAUGUUUGGAUCGGCAAGAAUCAGUAGGCCAACCCAUCUUUUUCGUACCUGCAUCAAGCAUGAAUUUAUGGGUGGGUAAUGAUGACACUCUAACUGGUCAAAGAGGGUGGCCCACUUGAUAACUUGUUGGCCUCAUCAUGAAGAACUUGCACCCCAAACAGCAGGUUAAUUAGGAGAGCAAUUUGAACAAAAGGAAUUUAUCCCUUGUAUCCUCUCGCAUUAUUUAACCCUUUGCAAGCCCAAAGAUAUCCCACAGAAACCCACACCGUCCUCAAUUAGACAUCGAUUUCUUCUUCUUCGCUAAGAAAAAGAAAAUGGCAAACGCAGCCGUGACUGUGAUGCUCAUGCUCAUCAUCGCCGUCGUCGCUGCAACCACCGAAGGAGCUCAAAGCACCUCCACACAACCCAAGUGGACCAACAAGCUCAAGACGAGGAAGAACUUGACGUCGUCAGAGACAGUGACCAACCUCCACUUCUACUUCCACGACACAGUCAGUGGGAAGAACCCAAGUGCCGUCCGUAUAGCCCAAGCCACAGACACCAACAAGUCCCUCACCCUUUUCGGAGCUCUGCUCAUGGUAGAUGACCCGCUAACUGAAACGCCUGACCCGAAUUCCAAGCUCGUGGGCCGGGCGCAGGGGAUGUACGGGUCAUCCGGGCAGCAAGAGUUUGGGCUUACUAUGGCCAUGUGCUUCGCGUUCUGUGAUGGCAUUUAUGAUGGGAGCUCGAUUAGUAUUUUCGGUAAGAACCCGGCUCUGAAUCUGGUUCGGGAGAUGCCGGUUGUGGCCGGAACUGGCGUUUUCCGGUUCGCCCGGGGUUAUGCAAUUGCCCGGACGCAUUGGUUUAAUAUUAUGGGUGAUGCAAUUGUUGAAUACCAUGUCACUGUAAUUCACUAGAGCGAGCUAGCUAGUACACUUGUGAUCUUUCAUGUAUACUUCGCUUUUCUUUGUUGGUUCAGUUAAACUUUGAAUGCUGAUUUCUGGUUUGCUUGA
This is a messenger RNA of Pyrus x bretschneideri (Chinese white pear), 1229 nucleotides long. Its product is annotated as dirigent protein 23. Lineage: Eukaryota; Viridiplantae; Streptophyta; Magnoliopsida; Rosales; Rosaceae. The coding region runs from base 552 to 1133 and encodes 193 amino acids. The record is from RefSeq and is a predicted model, not a curated record. The transcript is spliced from 2 exons.